ACACAUGUGGUGGGAGCCCUGUGCUUAGUUCCAGUCUACCCCGUUUUUCACAUUCAACAUGGCCGCCAUAUCGCAAUGCACAAUUUUGUUUUUGUUUCUUUCUUGAGGAAACUUUUUUAACAUGACCAAACCGCGGAAAAUGGGACAGGAAGAGGAGGUUUCCGAGGCAAUACAAGAGGCGAGUUUAUUGAAGAACCUGAUGCACCAAGUUUGAAAAGGAAAAUCAGUGAUAAUGGUGGUGCGGACAUUGAUUCAACAGUAGAGCCUCAAAAGAGAGCUAAAUCCAAAAAGAAGAAAAAAAGGAAAGAGAAGAAAGACCAAAAAGAAAAGAUGUCACAGAAAACUAGUGAGGAGCAAAUCACUGCCCACACUGAACCAUUUCAACUGAGGCUCAAGGAAUUCUUCGGUAAAGGAGGAGAAAGAGCUGAGGCAUCCCAGCUUAAGAUAAGGGACCUCCAGGAGCUAAUCCUGCAUGUUCAUAUGAAAGAACACAACAAAGCCCCACCCUGGUGCAUGGUAUCACCAAGCCUUAAGAAGACAGUGUUUGUUCUGUUGAGUGCUGUUGGUCAAGAUGAUUUCCAAACUCAUAAUGACUGCUUCCCAUUUAUGAGUAAAAACUUUCCAAUGUUCACACCCACAAAGACAUCUGGUGCUAAUAUAGGCUUUGAGCUUCCGCAUAACACCCUUUUAUAUGUGCCGUUGUCCAAAAAUGCAACCAAGAAGUUAAACUUUGAGAGGCAACAGGCUUUUGAAGAGGAGUCCAAGAAGUCUCAUGGGAGAGAUUGGUGCACGCUAACAAAAGAACAACUCAAGGAGAAUGACUACCCAUCCAUGUGCUAUGAAAAGAAACUCGCAGAGAAGGACACCGGUGGAUAUGUCUGGUUAUCCACCAAUGGCAAGCAAGAUAGAAAUACCCAGCCAUCAAAAGAGCUGACACCAAUGUUUGCUAUUGAUUGUGAAAUGUGCACAACCUCUGAAGGCCUGGAGCUAACUAGAGUCUCAGUUGUGGAAGAGGACUGUACUCUCCUGUAUGAUACCUUUGUGAAGCCAGACAGGCCCAUCAUUGACUACAACACAAAGUACAGUGGGAUCACGGCAGAAAUGCUGGAUGGUGUCACAGUGAAGCUUGCAGAUGUGCAGAAAGAGUUGCAGGCAAUUAUACCACCGGGAGCCAUCGUGGCUGGGCACUCAUUGGAGUGUGACUUGAAGGCUCUCAAGAUGGCGUAUGAUCACGUGAUUGACACGGCUGUGGUCUAUGGUGAUGGGAGAGGUGCACUUUACAAGCCGGCUCUACGGUAUCUAGCACAGACCUACUUAAAAAAAAGAGUCCAGGAUGGUGAAUCAGGGCACUGCUCAAUUGAGGACGCCUCGACUUGCAUGGAACUCGUCAAGCUGAAACUUGACAAUGGUCCAUUUUUUGGUCGACCAAUAAUAAAUAGAGAGUGCUUGUUGCACAAGCUGUCAAAUAGCGGUGUCUCGUGCUCAUUUGUUGACUAUCCUGGCAUUGCAAAGGCCCACAGCGCGGGCGGACAUCACACUAUAAUAUGUUCAUCCGAUGAACAGGUUGAAAGUCAUGCAUUGAAACAGAUUAACAAAUCAGAUUUUACUUGGGUUCAUUUUCACGCAGCUGAAGAUUUUCACAAAGAUACUAAUAAAUCUCGGAAAUUUGAGUCCGUCUUACACGAGUUAGAUGCAAGAGUGGCUUCUAUUGCUGAAUCUCUGCCAAGUGACUGCUUACUUAUGGUGCUGUUAGGACACGGUGAUCGCACAGAGAUCAUGAGCAAUAGAGAACAGAAGAGUAAAAAUACGCUGAGGAGACUCACACAAGAAGCUUCCAAGGGACUGUGUUUUUUCAGGACGACGUGAUUAACACAAAAUUCGCCUAAUAUCAGUGGAAAUAUUAAUGUUGUGUUUAGGAAUUCAUUUUGUUUUUCGAAUUGAAUUUCUUGAAAAGGAAGAUGUUUGUAAGUUUCGCAUAGCCAGAAAUAAAAAAAACAUGUAUAUGAAUGCA
Molecule: messenger RNA, 2011 nt
Organism: Nematostella vectensis (starlet sea anemone)
Lineage: Eukaryota; Metazoa; Cnidaria; Anthozoa; Actiniaria; Edwardsiidae
Product: small RNA degrading nuclease 5
Exons: 17
Coding region: 331-1866 (511 amino acids)
Cellular component (GO): nucleus
Molecular function (GO): nucleic acid binding; exonuclease activity
Source: RefSeq, a predicted model, not a curated record